CUAUAAGGGCGGGCCAUGGCGCUGUGGCGGGCGACGCGAGGCCGGGCUCUGGAGCGGCAACGGGAGCGGGAGGCGCAGAGCCGGCUGCGCUGGGAGAGCUACAGCCGCUCGCUCGCCCGCGCCGCGAUCUGCUGCUCCGCUCAGGCCCGGUGGAGCGCGCCGCGGGGUGCGCGCAGCCCGAGCUCGGGGCGGCGGCAGGCGGCGGAGCGGCUGGAGCAGCGCAGGGAGCGGCUGCGGGAGCUGCUGAGCGAAGAGCGGGACGCGCUGGAGGCGGAGCUGCGUGCGGGCGGCGGGACGGAGCCGGGAGGGGCGCGGGAGCGCUGCGCGGAGCUGAGGGCCGCCCGCGAGGAGCGGAGGAGGCGGGUCGCCGAGCGAUUGCUGCGCCAGCACUGGAAGCAGAACUGCGCUGAGCUCCGGGAGGUGGAGUCAGAGCUGCACAAGAAAAAUGUGGUGGAGUCCUGGGGUGAGCAGUUGAAGCAAAAGCAGCAGCAAGGAGCAAUGGAACGAGAAGAGAGAAAGCUUUAUGAAAAUGAGUAUGAAAUUGCACGAAGGGAAGCUCUGGAAAGAAUAAGACAAGAGGAAGAGAAACGUCGGCUGGAAAACAAGAAGCAAGCAGAGAUCUUGCUUCAACAGAUAGAAGAACUGAAAUUACGGGAGGCAGAGGCAACAAAGCUGAAGAAAGAACAAGAAAAUUUAUUAAAGCAGCAGUGGGAGCUGGAAAGCUUAGAAGAAGAAAGAAAACAAAUGGAAGAGCACCGGAAGAAGACUGAGCUUGGUCGCUUUUUGAGACAUCAGUGUGAUGCCCAGUUAAAGAGACGAGCCCAGCAAAUACAGGAGGAGCUGGAAACAGACAGACAAAUCUUAUUAGCCCUCCUCGAGAAAGAAGAAGAGGAUCAGCGCUGCCAGUCUGAAAGACGAGAGCGAGCUGUUGCAGAUGCUGCCUGGAUGAGAAGUGUCAUUGAGGAACAGCUCCAGUUAGAAAAGGAGAGGGAGGCAGAGCUACAGGUCAUUUUUAGAGAAGAAGCAAGAAAAGUGUGGGAGAAGAGGGAAGAACAAUGGGAAAAAGAGAAGAUGGCCAGGGAUCGCCUUAUGAAUGAGGUCCUUGCAGGCAGGCAGCGCCAGAUCCAGGAGAAGAUGGAGUUAAACAGACAGGCCCAAGAAGAGUCUAUAAAACACCGAGAGCAACUGAUUAAAGAACUUGAGGAGGCAAAAGAACUGACAAGGCGGGAGAGAGAGCAAGAGAAGGAACUGAAGACAGCUCGCAGACAGGAAUUGGAAGCUCAGCUGACAGAACAGCGCUUACGAGAACAAGAGGAGCAGGAACGCCAGAGAGAGGAGGAGGAGGAGGAGAGAUCAAACAAGCAGCGCUGUGCAGAGCUGGUGCAGCAGGAAGCCAGGAGCAUGGCUGAGCAGGGCUACUGCAGCAGGUAGCAGUGCAGCAAGGAAGCCUGCAGGUACAAGUCAUCCUAAUGCUCAGGAAGGAUGACAGCUUCAAAUGUGACAGUAAAUGUUAUCAGUUGUUAAAAUUCUUGCUGCAGUGCAUCUCUGCUGUUCAAUCUUUUCCUCUUCUGUUGUGCUAAAAAUGUAUCUGAGUUUGAGUUACUCAGCUUAACCACAUACCCGGAAGACCAUGUUUCUCAUACUAAAGUAGGAACAGGCAACUUGCCUCUCUGUCAUUUAAUAUUGUCAUUUAAUAGAUAGUAGCUAGAAGAGCCAGAGAAAGCUGAAAAGGGAUGUUACUGCACAAUAGCAUCGACUAAAAGUGACUUAUUUUUCAUGACAGAUAUUCUGUAUUCGCUACUUUGUAUCCUUUGCUUGCUGAAUAGCAUGUGUGCAAGAUUAAUGAUAAAGCCCAUAAAGUAGCCA
Molecule: messenger RNA, 1866 nt
Organism: Phasianus colchicus (ring-necked pheasant)
Lineage: Eukaryota; Metazoa; Chordata; Aves; Galliformes; Phasianidae
Gene: TCHP
Product: trichoplein keratin filament binding
Biological process (GO): apoptotic process
Cellular component (GO): keratin filament
Source: RefSeq, a predicted model, not a curated record